This is a messenger RNA of Marasmius oreades (fairy-ring Marasmius), 759 nucleotides long. RefSeq lists its product as uncharacterized. Gene Ontology annotation, molecular function: protein dimerization activity. Gene Ontology annotation, cellular component: RNA polymerase II, core complex. The coding region runs from base 192 to 659 and encodes 155 amino acids. NCBI's taxonomy places the organism in Eukaryota, Fungi, Basidiomycota, Agaricomycetes, Agaricales, Marasmiaceae. The record is from RefSeq and is a predicted model, not a curated record. Gene Ontology annotation, biological process: transcription by RNA polymerase II. The transcript has 3 exons.
CAAACACCUGGGAGUACACUGUGGUGAGUCCACGUCCAUGUCCUGCUUAUGAUUAAAUAAUUCUUUCUUUUGCGUCCGAGUGUCUCGAUGAUGAGCGACGGAAUUCUACACAUGCAUGGCUUUAUGAUCUUUUCAAUCACAGGCCCUUCAUUCUUGAUUUCGACCCAUAUUCUAAUCAUCGCUUUCAGAUCAUGAAUCAGCCGAGUCGCUUCGAACUUUAUGUCUUGGAUGAUGGUGAGAGACCAGUGGAGGUGACAGAAGACACGAAAAUUCCGAAUGCUGCCACCAUAAAGAUCGUUAAGCAAGAUCAUACGUUAGCUAACAUGUUACGAGCACAAUUACUCGCUAUGCCUCAGAUUCUUUUCGCUGGUUACAAAGUUCCGCAUCCACUUCAGCCACAUUUUCUCAUCAAAAUUCAGACCGAUGGCAGUAUUACGCCGGAAGCGAUAUUAGAACAGGCUUGCCUCAAGCUGAUUGGUACCUUGGCAUCCUUAGAAGCCAAAUUUAAGCGGGAGUUCUCAUUCAAGGAAGUGGAACCUGGUGCAGGUGCAAGCACUAAUAUUGGUGGUGCUUAUGGGUCAACGGAAGAUCCCUAUGGAGCGGCAGGGACUACGAGUGGAGGAGCAUGGGCUUCCACUAAGGAUUAUUUGGACUUUUAAACUACCAUCCUUGUAUAAACUCCCUGUAUUUUUAGUUCGAGUUUUCCAGCAACUUGUAGAGUAUAUACUGUCUGUGUCUCUCUAAUUUGAUGAUCAGGGU